Schistocerca piceifrons (Central American locust) is the source of this 1170-nucleotide messenger RNA. RefSeq lists its product as uncharacterized. The record is from RefSeq and is a predicted model, not a curated record. NCBI's taxonomy places the organism in Eukaryota, Metazoa, Arthropoda, Insecta, Orthoptera, Acrididae. The transcript is spliced from 7 exons. Bases 1 to 1095 code for a protein of 364 amino acids.
AUGGACCCAGCGGGUGUAGUUACGUCGCUGCUGGUUUUGCUGGCAGCAAAUAACUCCUCGGUGCUCGACUGUGUCUGUAACCACGUCGCCAACGUCACCGACGAAAUGAGUUACGGCGAUGGACUGAUGUGGGAGACGUACUGCCAAGACCUCGGAAAUUAUUAUCUGUUCGAAACGUGCGAGAACCUGGAGGCGCCGUCCGUCGCGGUGCCGGCCGCCACACGGCUGGUGCCGCGCAGAGGCCACGAGGAGGACGAGGAGUGCGGCCGCGCCCUCGCGGAGGUUCGCCACCUCACGGAGGACAGCUCCAGGGAACUCACCAGGGGCCUCAUCUGCGGCGUCGCUGCCGACUGCAUUCGCUCUUGCUCCGUACAAGGGUUGGAUAACAUGGAAUGGAACCUGGAGACACUGCAAACGGAUCGGCUGAGGAGUGCGACCCUCACAAAGUUACUGCACGCUGUACAGCAGAUCACAAGAGCCAUAAACCACAGGAAUCGCCUUGUCUUGGAUUACAAUUGGGAAUUUCUUCAUAAUGACCAGAACCUCAGCAAAACUGAAUUCCAGGCCGAGAUACCGGUCUUCCUGCAGCACCUCUCUGACUACUGGCGGGACUCGGCGCAGCUGCUCUCACUGGGUGUCAAACAUUUCUCUCAGCUGCUCGUCCCCCUCGCUUUCGAGCAAAUGGGUAUCCACUCAAAUGAUCUGCAACGCCAUGAAUGGAUUAACAGCAUGAAACAUCUGAGAGACAUGCUGCACACGAGAUUAAGCGGCUGGGUUCAUGAUGUGCAAUCCGUCAGCGAGCAGAUGGCGUACUACAAAGUGGAAGAACACAAGAACAGGCCUGGGACUUACAUACUUAGACGACCUCUGUUGAAUCAUGACCUACUGUCCUACCACGAGCGGUUCCUCUCCUUCAGGGACGACUUUACUGCGCUGUGCGUCGCUCGACAUCGACGGGCGUCACAAAUGUUUGGUCUCGCCGACGCACUGUAUUCCUUCUAUUAUUACAACUGGUUCUUCGACCUACAGUUUGUAGGUGACAUCGAGAGUUUAGGAUCCAACUGCCUAUCAAAAGAUUCUGGCAGUGUCAAUUAAAUAAAAUGUAAGGACUUACUGGAAACAGACUUGAGUGUCCACCAAAACGUUGUACCAAGGUGUAUCAAAUAAAAC